Molecule: messenger RNA, 621 nt
Organism: Lactuca virosa
Lineage: Eukaryota; Viridiplantae; Streptophyta; Magnoliopsida; Asterales; Asteraceae
Source: the annotation of a GenBank genome assembly
AUGCAGAUUGACGACAGAGACAAUGCUAUGGGAGCGAGUGGCAACCACUGGAAUUCCACAGCCAAACAUACACUUACUUGGACAAAAUUGGUGACCAAUGGUGAGCUUUUGCCACCUAGAGCUGGGCAUACAAACAUUGCAUUAGGCAAGAAUUUGUUUGUGUUUGGAGGUUUUACUGAUGCUGAAGAUCUGUAUAAUGACUUAUACAUGUUUGAUCUUGAAACUUUUACAUGGACUAAAGUUAUGACAAUAGGAGAAGGGCCUUCUGCAAGAUUUUCAAUGGCUGGAAGCACUUUACAUCCACAACAUGGAGGUGCUCUUAUAUUCAUAGGUGGAUGCAAUAAGAAACUUGAAGCACUUGAUGACAUGUUCUACCGAUUCACAGGGAUUGUAACUGAAAACGGAAGUGAUGAAAGAAAUGUGGAGAAGUUAUCUUUGAGAAAACAGUUGAUAUUGAAAAGUCAAGAACAUCAAGGAGGGGUAAAAUCGUCUUUAGAAGUUAACAAAUUGAAUCCAUCAACAGCAGCUGAAGACACUGCCAAUUCAAUUCCAAAUCCAAACCUUGGUCAUGAUGGUGAAUCUCAGCCCUUGACUGGUGAAGAACAUGGUCAACAAGUAUGA